Molecule: messenger RNA, 2527 nt
Organism: Paramecium octaurelia
Lineage: Eukaryota; Ciliophora; Oligohymenophorea; Peniculida; Parameciidae
Source: the annotation of a GenBank genome assembly
AUGGAUAGACAUCUACGUAAAAUAGGCAAUUAUACCUUCGAUGCUUAGAAGGAUAUUAUAGUAGAGGGUAGGAGAGGACCAAUAAUCAAAUGUAAAGACAACUAGGAUUAAGUCUAUUGUCUAAAAUAAAUUAGAAAAUUUGGGGAUAAUUAUAGAAAUGAAAUAGAGGCUUUUAAAAGACUCAAAUUAGAAAAAUAAAAACAUAUUAAUACUUUAAGGGUUUACGACUUUUGGGAGGAUGAUAGCAAUUUUAAUAUCAUCACAGAGCUAUGCGAAUUUACCUUUGAACAAUACUUGAUUUAAAGAUGGAAAACCAUGUCGUUGAAUUCCGAUGAAAUUCAUGAUUUUCUAGGUCAAAUUGUAAGAGGCUAUUAAUAUUUGAGAAGGCUGAAAAUUAAUGUGAGAGAUUUUACUCCUAAAACUAUACUUGUCUAGAGGUUAAUAAAUGAUAGAAUGAUUUUAAAAGUAAAGUUUUAAUUUGAUUUAGAUAUCUGAUUAUUGUAUAAACGAAAAUGGAAGAAUAGAUCCUCGAACUCGAACUCCAUAUUACUAAUCCCCAGAAUUGUUUAAUCCUAAAUCUAUGAAAAUAAAACAAUCUGAUCUUUGUGACAUUUAUGCUGUAAGCCUUUUUUAAUAUUAUUCAAAUAGCUUGGAUUGAUUCACUACAUGAUGUGCUUCAAAGGAGAUAAUAUAGUAAAUGUUGAAGACUUCUCUAAAUUACAAAAAUUUCACGAAGACCUACAAGUUAUGAAUGCUUUUUAAUGUCCAAGGAAUUCUUUUAUUCCAGUAGAAUUACUCUCUUUAAUAUCGAAAAUCGUUGUCUACAAUCCAGAGGAUAGAAUAAAUUGGGACGAUUUGGAGUAAAGGUUGCCUUCUCAUUUUUUGAUCUUAAAAGAUUAAUAUUUUGUCAAUCUUAAAUCGAUUCUUGGAUCAGGAGCUUAAGGGUCUACAUACAAUACAUAAGAUUUAAAAAAUAAUUAAUAAUUAGUUUGCAAAGUAAUUCCAAACACGAAAGAAGGAACCUCGAGAGAAAAAUAAAUUUUUGAUUAAAUUAAAGGUAAAGAUAAUGAAAAUGUGAUAAAAAUUGUCGAUAUAAUAAUUAACACUCAAGAUACUUACCUAAUUAUGGAGAAAUGUGACUAAAGUCUGCAAAGUUAUUUGAAAGAAAAAUUUGAUUCUAAACAAUAAUUAUCUGAAAACGAAAUCAUUGAGAUUCUUUUUUAAAUUGUUUAAGGCUAUUGUUUUCUGAAAUAACUUGGAGUAAUUCACAGAGAUCUUAAACCAGAUAAUAUUCUAUUAAAGAAAAAUUAAUAAGGGAAAAAUGUCAUUAAAGUAUGUUUAUUAUACUAAAUUAGAUUAUCGACUUCGGAGUUGGCAAAAUUAUAGGCAAAGACGUUACUUUUACUGAGGCAGGCACACCAUUAUUUGCCGCUCCUGAAGUUUUGUUGCAUGGAGUAGCUUACGAUUAUUAAUGUGAUAUUUUUUCAGUAUUAUUUUACAUAUAAACUUUAGUUAGGAGUGAUAUUACAUUAUUUGGCAUUUCAAAAAAUGUUUAAGGAGAUAAAUAGUAGAAGAGAACUAAUAGAAUUUCAUCAAUCUAUAAAAAAUAGACCUUUUGAGUGCCAAAAGCAUAAUGUAAAUUAUUUAGAUAGAGCUUUAGAAUCCAUUAUUCACAGAGCUGAUUAAAAAAAUGAUUGUCUAUGAUCCAUCUAAAAGAAUUACUUGGGAAUAAUUAUAAGUUCAUUCUAUUUUUGAUGAAGUAAGAAAGCCUUAAACAAAUAUAUAGCCUUAAUAAAUUUAAAUUCAUACUUUACCCUAAUAACCAAAUCCUUUACCCUAAUAACCAUAUCCUUUACCCUAAUAACCAAAUCCUUUACCCUAACCGAAUACUAAUAGCUUCAUAGAGAUUUAUAAAUACAUUUUUGCUUUAUAUAAUUUGGCUAAUAAGAUAGUAUAAUUAUUUGAAGAAAUUGAAAAAGAAAUAAUGCUCCAAGAAUAGUUUUAUAUUUUGAAAUAAUUCAUAAUCAGAUUCUAAUUAUCUUGCUUGAUAUGCAUAAACCAACUUUAGAAACAACAAUAAAUUAUUUUAGAUGGAAGGGUAUAUUAAGUAAAAUCCUAAAGAGAUUUUUCCGAAUGGCUUCAAUAGAUUAAUUGUUAAUAAUUGUAUGACUAAAGCCUUAAAAACUAUAAUUCUAUGAGGAACAUAUAGGCACCUUAAAAUUCCUAAAUCAUAACUAAGGGGUUGGAACUAUUAAACGAGCUUAAAAAUCAUUUCUAAAAUUAGGAUAUCACCUUUUUACUUACUCAUAGUUACUUCAAAAAAUUUUUCCAGUUAGUCAAGCUUUAAAUUUUAAUAUCGAAUCAAUCAUUAAAGCUGAAAUACUUCUUGCUAAAAUUUUAGAAUGUCUUUUAAGAAUACCCUGUGCAAGAUUAUGUAGCUUUUUCAGAAAUAAAAUUGACAUUAAAGAUACUUGAAACAAAUUCUAUGUAAAAUUAUAUUGAAGGUGAACUAAAAUAGAAUCAAUGA